UUUAAUCGGGAGGGUGGUGAAGAGAAUUGUCAGUGGUUGAACUCGGGUCUUGGUGGGCUGAGUGCCGCGGUUUGGCGACAGUCGACUUUACCGUUACCAAGCCCGUUACGUGCUGUUUUCUCUCCUCGAGGACGUUCGGAUUAUCGGACGUUAUCGGCGUUCGGAUUCUUCACUCUCCGAUAAAAUGUCUGGGGGUUCCGGCAGGUUUCAACUCGGUUACGCUCGCACGAGAAAUGCCAAGUGCCAAGCCUAAGUCCCUUGAUGGUUUCAGCUGACACAGUCUACUUGCCCGUAAGCCCGGACUUGAUCCCAGAUGGGAAUCGGAAUCCCGAGGGGAAGAAAGACGAGAAGAUGACGAAGGUAACGCGGAAAUGGGAGAUGUUCCCCGGUAGGAACAAGUUCUGCUGCGACGGGCGCAUCAUGAUGGCACCCCAGACGAACGUCUUUUUCACAACCGUCGUCCUCAUAGUGACGACCUGCACGCUCUUCUUCGUAUUCGACUGCCCUUAUUUGGCGGAGAGGAUUUCUCCAGCGAUACCCGUCGUCGCUGCCGUUCUUUUCGUUUUCGUCAUGUCUUCGUUGCUGAGGACGAGCUUCAGCGACCCGGGCGUCAUACCCAGGGCUACGCCCGACGAAGCAGCGUACAUAGAAAAACAGAUAGAAGUUCCAAAUGGCAAUAAUUCUCCCACAUAUAGACCUCCUCCAAGGACGAAAGAGAUUACUGUUCGUGGGCAGACUGUUAAAUUGAAAUACUGUUUUACUUGUAAAAUUUUUAGGCCUCCGAGAGCUUCACAUUGCAGCCUCUGCGACAAUUGCGUUGAACGAUUUGACCACCACUGCCCUUGGGUCGGGAAUUGUGUUGGAAAACGUAAUUAUAGGUACUUUUAUAUGUUCAUCGUCUCGUUAGCUUUUUUAUGCGUGUUUAUUCUUGUUGGAGCGACGGCUCACCUUUUGUUAUUGAAAAAACCGUUUUUUGAAUCUGUGAAAGAAUCCCCUGCAAGCAUCGUUGUCGCUAUGAUUUGCUUCAUGACUCUUUGGAGUGUCGUGGGUCUUGCCGGAUUCCAUACUUAUUUAACACUUGAAAACAAAACUACGAACGAAGAUAUAAAAGGUUCCUUUUCAUCAAAAAGAGGUGCAGAAGUUUUCAAUCCUUACAGCCGUGGAGACAUUUGCUCAGAUUGCUGCUAUAUCCUAUGUGGUCCCUCACCUCCAAGUUUAAUAGAUAGGAGAGGCCUGGUCACACCAGAGUUCACCGCUGAGCGUCAACUUUGGGAGUGCAGAGCAAAUGAAAGCACUGUGAUAUCCAACAACAGGACGUAUGGAGCUGUUCCCCCGCCAAAUCCUAUUCAGGCUAAUGGCUUAAACGCAAACGGGCGGGCUCACAGUAAUAUCCCAGACAACAUCCCACCGGCUGCACAGCCCCAUCCAAAGCAGGGAUUCCAGAACACAUCACCGAUAACACAGACAGUACUCUGUCAACCGAUCACCCCGCCUCAAGAUAACAAUUCGUGUACAAUAAGGCCAGUAGUCGAAGCGGCUGAGGUGGUACUGAAGCCUAACGAUUUUAUAAAAUCAAAAGGCCCGACUAGGCAGGACUUGCGCGACACCGAUCUGGAUUUGGACGAAGUCCCUAACUCGGUGGUGACUCUCAGUGCCAGCCGCCUGCGUCUCUUGCAGGAUACGACAAUGAUCGAGUCGGCGCUCGAUUUGGAUUCCCUUGAAGAGUCCACAUCUUCAGUUGACACCGGCAGCCAAGCAGGUCUGUUGAAAGCAAAAGAUAUUCCUUGCCAAUAUUAGUAAAGGCUCAUCAUCAUUGCUUAAUUCAGUUAAUGUGAUACCAAACAAACAUUCCACAAUAAGAAAUAUUUGUAUUGUUUGGUUUUAUUUUUGUAUAUUACUUUAUAACAUGGCUUGAAAUUAUUUUUAUGUGAAAUAAUGUCGAUUUCACAUACAACCACAUUUCAUUGGUCAAUUAUCUUGUAUUCUUUUUACCAUAUUAAUACAUUCCCACCAAAUUGGAAGUGAUAUGAACAAAAUAAGGCUAUCUAUCUCUUGUUUAAACAAUAUUUAACGGGAAUGGUAAAGGCUGUGAAUAGUUUUACUGUUUGAAAACGUACGUUUCAGUUUUCAUUGUUUUUGUUUAGAGAGUUUAAGUUAAAGGGAAGUAACAAUAUUACUAUUAUUUAAUGUAUAGAAAACAACUUCAGAAUGACAUUAAGAUAUUUAUUAUUUCUUAAUGUAAUAAUUUUAUUUGACAAUUAUAUAUUUUUUUUUUUUUGUAAUUGAUUUAGUUUUAGAUACAUUCCGUACUAAUUCGACCUUAGAGAGUAAUGGAAGUCUGUGUACUCAUUGUAUUAAAAAUAACAAUCAGAAGUCCAACUGUGCAUCAUUCAGACUGAUUGAGGAGAAAAAAACUCAGAAAAACUCUUUCUUAUAUUUGAGUUAACAAAGAGUGCACAAACUUCUCAUACCAAUGAAGUCAAACAAUGGGAAAUAAUUUAAACAAAAAAUAAAUAAAUUUGUAUAAGUAAAAUAUAUAAUUAUUCACAAUAUAAGUGUAAAUGGUCCAAAUUAUCAUGUGACAAUUUAUAUGCUGUUAUGAAUUUUUAUUAUUGUAAUGUGGUCAAAAGCAGGCCAUAUGAAUCGCACACAAGGAGAGCAGUGUUAGCAACUGUUCCUAAUAAUCAA
Cimex lectularius (bed bug) is the source of this 2688-nucleotide messenger RNA. RefSeq names its product palmitoyltransferase ZDHHC9 (gene app). The record is from RefSeq and is a predicted model, not a curated record. The coding region runs from base 262 to 1797 and encodes 511 amino acids. Gene Ontology annotation, molecular function: protein-cysteine S-palmitoyltransferase activity. The transcript is spliced from 9 exons. Lineage: Eukaryota; Metazoa; Arthropoda; Insecta; Hemiptera; Cimicidae. Gene Ontology annotation, biological process: peptidyl-L-cysteine S-palmitoylation; protein targeting to membrane. Gene Ontology annotation, cellular component: Golgi apparatus; endoplasmic reticulum.